Andrographis paniculata is the source of this 742-nucleotide messenger RNA. RefSeq lists its product as uncharacterized. Bases 31 to 651 code for a protein of 206 amino acids. NCBI's taxonomy places the organism in Eukaryota, Viridiplantae, Streptophyta, Magnoliopsida, Lamiales, Acanthaceae. The record is from RefSeq and is a predicted model, not a curated record. The transcript has 2 exons.
UACGAAGAAGUGGACACACUGUUAGAAAAGAUGGACUACAUAAAAAAGACAUUAUCGGCGUCCAAAGAGGAAAGCGACAAAGAUGGUGAAGGCGGAUAUGAAACUUUUCAAGCUGAUGCUACUGAUAUCGACUCUUUAACAAUCAUAGAUGAAAGCGUACCGAUCAUAUCGGUUACUGAUAAUGAUUUGAGAGAAAUUCAAAUGGAAAGUGCCACAGGGAUACUAACUGGCCAUGCUAAGGUUUCUUUGAUAUUUUUGUCUCGUACAAAGGAGCUCCUCCAAGUGGCUGCUGAACUCGGACGCCGUCAUUUAAACGUAAAGCAAAUGGAAACUGUUGAUGAGGCCAUCCAUUUCUUGCGCGAUUAUGUUGAAGUUCAUCCUGAAUUGAAAAGCCGGGAACUUGAACGCUUAUCUGUGGAAAUUGAUGAUAUCUUCCGCGACGCGGAGUAUAUGAAUUCAAGGCAUUUGUCGCAACAUUCCCUGGAAAAUUUAAGCGCCGAAAAGCUGUCGUCAUUCUCUGAAGAUGUUGGAAAAGUAGUGAGAAAGGCAGAGUUCAUGAAGAAGAAGCUUUUGAUGGAUAAAGAUGAAGGUAAAGGAGAAGAAGAAGGACAAGGAGUUCUCCAAGAUGGAAACCCAAGACUUGAAUCCUAAAAAGGAAGUGUUUACUGAGGGUGAACACAACACUGGAUGAAAGGAUGAAAGUAUGUAUAUUAGCUAUGUAAGAAAUCUGUUUCAAAAUCUG